Messenger RNA from Myxocyprinus asiaticus (Chinese sucker), 753 nucleotides. Its product is annotated as inactive phospholipid phosphatase 7. Gene Ontology annotation, molecular function: sphingosine-1-phosphate phosphatase activity. Gene Ontology annotation, cellular component: nuclear envelope. The record is from RefSeq and is a predicted model, not a curated record. NCBI's taxonomy places the organism in Eukaryota, Metazoa, Chordata, Actinopteri, Cypriniformes, Catostomidae.
AUGAACAAUAACUUUGCCGUAGUAGAAAUGUCCAAGAGCCAGCAGAACCAGCCAUGCGAGAACCCAGCAGAACCCCACGAGAACAUAAAGGAACAUAAAUAAGCGUCGAGGCUCCCGGAGGAAGACUGCAUGCAGCUCAACCCUUCCUUCAGAGGCAUCGCCAUCAGCUCUCUGCUGGUCAUCGACAUCGGUCUGUCCAAGCAUCUGAGUGUGUGUGUCCACACGUCGUCUUCGUGGGGCAGCAAAAUCCACCCCUGGCGCUCAUUGGUCACUCUGCUGAUGCUGACGGGUCAUGGCAUUCUAGUGUGUCUUCUGCAGAGCAACACACUGGCCGGACAAGAGGUUCUGAUCAAUCUAUUGAUCGCUCUGAUUCUUGAUAUUGUGACUGUGGCAGGAGUUCAGAAACUGUUCCGGCGCAAAGGACCCUAGGACCUCAGUCCUGGUUUAAUAGACUGUGUGGCUCUGGACACGUAUUUGUUCCCGGCGACUUACGCAGGCAGAGCGGCGAUGGUCUCCAAAUUUCUCCUGUCUCAUCUGGUGGUGGCCAUCCUGCUGCGAGUUCUGCUGGUGCUGUGGGUGUUCCUGGUAGGCCUGUCUAGGGUUCUGCUUGGCUGGCACCACCUGACGGACAUGGCGUGUGGCUUCGCUCUGGGUCUCCUGCACUUCAGUCUCAUGGAGUUGGUGUGACUCUCAUCCAGCGCCUGUCACACCAUCAUCACCAUGGGAACCUUUAGCUGGAGCUCCGCCUACUAG